Messenger RNA from Urocitellus parryii (Arctic ground squirrel), 1338 nucleotides. It is a transcript of the gene Tpmt, whose product is annotated as thiopurine S-methyltransferase. The record is from RefSeq and is a predicted model, not a curated record. NCBI's taxonomy places the organism in Eukaryota, Metazoa, Chordata, Mammalia, Rodentia, Sciuridae. Gene Ontology annotation, molecular function: thiopurine S-methyltransferase activity.
GCGCCCUGAGCGAGCGGGGAGGAGAGUGUUGCCUGGAGUAGUGCCUGCGCCCCUGGAAGCCUUCCCGAAUUCGAGAACCGGGAGCGCGGAUGCUAUCCUCGCCCUGAAAUGGGGUCAAGGAACCUAAGCGAGAAGUAGUACUAACGAGGUCAGGUAGURCACGGUCCUUGAAUCCAAGAUUUCAAGAGAACCCACGAAGCACUGUUUAUAUUGGAAUUGGAGAUAUCUGCUUGUAGACAAAGGUGUCUAUUAUACACAAUGAGUGAUACAAGAACUUCACUUGAUAUUGAAGAGUACCCCGAUUGGGAGGUACAGAAAAACCGAAUACUGACCCUGGAAGAAUGGCAAGACAAGUGGGUGACCCACAAAAUUGGAUUUCAUCAAGAACAAGGACAUCAGCUGUUAAAGAAACAUUUGGAUACUUUUCUUAAAGGGGAGAGUGGACUAAGAGUAUUUUUUCCUCUUUGUGGAAAAGCUGUUGAGAUGAAAUGGUUUGCUGACCGGGGACACAGUGUAGUUGGUGUGGAAAUCAGUGAACUUGGGAUACGGGAAUUUUUUAUGGAGCAAAACCUUUCUUACUCAGAAGAACCAAUUGCUGAAAUUCCUGGUACCAAAGUAKUUAAGAGUUCUUCUGGGAAUAUUUCAUUGUACUGUUGCAGCAUUUUUGACCUUCCCAGAGCAAAUAUUGGCAAAUUUGACAGAAUUUGGGAUAGAGGAUCAUUAGUGGCCAUUAAUCCAGGUGAUCGCAAACGGAUGUGCCUCCUCUUCUUUGAGGCAUUGGUUUGCCUGGCGAAACCCACAAGGCAAUGGGGAACAAACUGGAUGYCAAGGGCAAGCCAAGGGCAGACCAGCUAUGUGGAUGUCAUGUUGUCCCUACUGAGAGAAAAGUUUCAGUACCUCCUGGCUGUUCUUUCUUAUGAUCCAACAAAACAUGCAGGCCCACCAUUUUAUGUUCCAGAUACUGAAAUUCAAAAGUUGUUUGGUACAAAAUGCAAUCUUCAUUGCCUUGAGAAGGUGGACACUUUUGAAGAAAGACAUAAAACUUGGGGAAUUGACUACAUCUUUGAAAAAUUGUAUCUACUUACCGAAAAGUAAAUGAAAUAUAACUAAAAUAAGUCAUAUGUUUUUGAAAAUCAUGCUAAGCCUUAAAAAUAGAUGUUUUAAACUUUUUUAAAUUUCUCAUAAGCCAAAUCAUAGAUCAUUGCUCUAAAAGUGCAUAUAAAUUUUUAAAGGAAAACUCGUACUUAAAUGUUAAAGUAGCUCCUUUACAGAGGAGUAUAUAACUGGGGGCAAAAUGUUAACCUGUGAGUCUUAAAGAUUUUAAGAAUAUUUUUUGUA